Molecule: messenger RNA, 687 nt
Organism: Saxophila tyrrhenica
Lineage: Eukaryota; Fungi; Ascomycota; Dothideomycetes; Mycosphaerellales; Extremaceae
Exons: 3
Coding region: 1-687 (228 amino acids)
Biological process (GO): mitochondrial electron transport, NADH to ubiquinone
Source: RefSeq, a predicted model, not a curated record
AUGCCGCCCCUUCGACCCCUCCGCCUGCUCCCCACCCUCCGCCAAUACCGCCUCUACAGCUCCCAACACAAAACACCGCAAACCGUAACCGAUAACCCUCUCCCCGCCAACAACCCCAGCGACAAUGUCACCGAAGCUCCCGCGUCCUCCUCCAAGUCCAAUGCCAUGCCCAUGACCACUAUAGGCGCCGAGGACCGAGCAUUGCAAGAGUCUCCGGAGGAAGGGGAGAAAAAGCGCACCAUGCAGGCGCCAAACAAGGCCGGGAUCUGGAGCAGGAGUCAGCAGCCAAGGGCGACGGCGAUGGCUGGGCCGCGGUUUGAGCAGACUAUUAUGGAGGAUCAGCCUCGACCGCUCGCCGCCAUUGAUCUGAUCCACCAACAGCCCGUACGAUGGACGAAGGAGCGGACUGUUAGCUGCGAUGGCGGUGGUGGGCCACUGGGACACCCGCGUAUCUUCAUCAAUGUCGACAAGCCGCAGAUAUGCAUGUGCACUUACUGCGGGCUGCCAUUUGCACAUGAACACCACCGCAAGCAUCUCGAAAGCCUACCACACACCGAAUAUCCACUGGAAGCGGGAUCGCCUUCUCAUAUGCCAGCAGCUCUACCUCGAAACGACCAAGGUGAUGCGAGGACGGGAUCGACAGAAGCGUUCCACACGCCGACCGGUGUUCCGUAUGAGAAUAGAUAG